Messenger RNA from Linum trigynum, 1320 nucleotides. NCBI's taxonomy places the organism in Eukaryota, Viridiplantae, Streptophyta, Magnoliopsida, Malpighiales, Linaceae. The record is from the annotation of a GenBank genome assembly.
AUGAAGAAAAAUCGUUUGGCCGCUCCUGGUUUGGAGGACUUGCCCGGCGAAAUCUUGUUCCAGAUUCUAGGACCUCUCCCGGUGAUUACGAUACUGAGAUGCACCGCCGUAUGCAAGUACUUGAAUUCGCUGAUCAGAAGCUCCGACUUCGUAUCCCACCACCGCCGUUCCAAUGCCAGCAGCAACCGCCCUUCCCUCCUUCUGAGGCGCUGCGGCUAUGCAAUCUGCAGCGGCGAGAUUGAGGAAGAGUUCUCUCUAUAUUCCCACCCAGAGCUUUUAUCUACUUCUUCCUCCAUCGACAUCUUUUCCCCAUUCAGGCCCAACUCCGACGAUCCCAGGCGCCUUCGUGUCUUCGGAUCCUUACACGGACUGAUCUGCCUCUGCGACAACUACAAGACCUACGCUUACAUCAUCUACGUGUGGAAUCCGUUGCUCCGGCGCUUCAUCGAGCUCCCGAGGCCGACGCUCACUUACGGAAACAUGGGUGAUCAGCUUUAUCUCGAAAGCACGGGCGAUCCAGAGAAUGUGAAUUACCUGUUCGUCGUGUUGGGAUUUGGCUAUGAUUCGAUGAGGGAUGAUUAUAAGGUGGUCCGAAUCGUCUACUCUCGAUCGGCCGAGCCUCCGCGUAGAGCAGAGGUUUACACUCUGAAAGAGCGCUGCUGGAGGGGAGUUGAUGACGCCGAGCGAGCGCUGAAGUCUUGCCAUGUUCGUCGGAAUUGGUGUCAGUGUUUUGUAGACGGGACAAUCUAUUGGCCUGCUAGGGUCGGAUCGAAAUUGAACUACAUUCUGGCUUUCCAUGUGGAUGACGAGAGGUUCAGCAGGAUUGAGUUGCCCAAGGAAUUGCCAGGGGCAGGGGAACCAAGGCGCAUUUCCAUCUCGGAGACCAAGGUCACAGGUUUGCUUACAGUCAUGUAUCGUACUGCCAGUUCCUAUGAGAUUCUGGUGAAGAAAGGUCUUGGUUCCGCUGAGGAUAGUUGGGUAAGAUUUUGUAGCAUAGCUCGAGUUCAAUACUCCCAUCAAGUUGUUGUCGGGCUGUGGCGGGAUGAAAAGGUUUUGCUGGAGUUGAACUGGGAGGAUGAUUUGACAGGAAGUUUGGAGCUUGGGGAGGAUGACGAGCUGUGCCUCUAUGAUUGCAAAACCCAUGAAAUUGAGCGACUUGGGUUGCCAGGUAUGGGGCUACGAAACCGGGGAGCAGCUUAUGCUGCUGAUUACACAGCGAGCUUAGUUUUGUUGGAACCAGAAUUCGGUGCAGUUCCUUGCUGGGACCCUGUAACGGGAUAUUCCUUAAUAAGGCAAGAUAUGAACUUUGGUGUUAUGUGA